AUGGCUACACUUUCAGCAGCGAGCGCUGCUGACCUGCCAGGGAGGAGCUUGCAGGGCACUGUUGAGGACGUUGAGUUCUGGUCAAACUACUUAGUGCCACGUUUCGAGGCAUACCUAUCAGAGGCCGGCUCCUACAACACCGAACAACAGGCCGCACACGUCGCCUGUUUGCGUGCAGCGCUACCAGGACUGGGGCCCAAGCCUCCGCACCCACAAUGGAAGAUAACAUUGGCCUACAAUGGCUUGCCCAUAGAACUCUCCAUCAACCUGUCUGAGGAUCGAGGACCAAUAGUCCGCUUCUACCUGGAGCCUGUCAGCCGCGAGAUCGGGACUGACCGAGAUCCCAUAGGAGAGUCCGCCUUCCUCGCCAGUUUCUCCCGCCUCGUCCCGGAGAUGACCUCGGUGGACGCCCAGUGGUUCCAUCACCUUAGCGAGGUUUUCGGCCUCAAAGAUCAAUCAGAAUUUGACGCCGCCAAAGCUCGGACCCGCGCGGAGGCGCCAGUUCCAAAAGGCUUCAUGGGCGUGGACUUCGCUUGUGGGACCAGGAGUCUCAAGUGCACUUUCUGCCCGCUGCAGAAGUUCUUCGCUAGAGGCGGUGGAUGGGAUAAUCUGCCCGAUCUCAACAAGGGUGUGGUUGAUGCGAUUCGCACACUGCCAGGCGCCAGCGCCGUCAUGGGCCAGUCCCUCGACCGCCUGGAGAAGUACCUCUUUCAAGCCCCUUGUGGCCAGGUCGGUCGCGGAGACACCAGAUGCCGGGAGUGCGCCAAGAUGAACAGGCCCAACUCCUUCUUCAACCUGGUUAGCGUCGACUGCGCCGACCCAAGCAAGGCCCGCGUGAAGCUAUACUAUCGCAUCCAGUGCAACGCCUUUGCAUGUAUCCGUGACGCGGUCACGCUUGGAGGGCGGUUGACGGACGACAAGACGCUUGAGGGCCUUCGGCGGUUGCAGGCGGUCUGGCAUCUGCUGGUAAACGACCCGGAAUCGCAGGAGAGUGAUGAUCAUUGCCGGCCGUGGAAUGUGGAACGGUUGCGUCAGGGCAUUGACAUCAACUGGGAGUUCUCGGGCCGAACAUCAGCGCCUGAGACGAAGGUGUAUGUGCCGGUGUACAUGUUCCACAAGAACGACGAUGAGGUGAACCGCAAUCUAAACACUGUAUUCAAGAAGCUCAAUUGGAACAACUGGGCUGAUGGUCGGUAUGCGAGGUUGCUGCACAAGGUAGUGUAA
Messenger RNA from Diaporthe batatas, 1224 nucleotides. RefSeq lists its product as uncharacterized. The record is from RefSeq and is a predicted model, not a curated record. Gene Ontology annotation, molecular function: transferase activity, transferring alkyl or aryl (other than methyl) groups. Lineage: Eukaryota; Fungi; Ascomycota; Sordariomycetes; Diaporthales; Diaporthaceae. The coding region runs from base 1 to 1224 and encodes 407 amino acids. Gene Ontology annotation, biological process: alkaloid metabolic process. The transcript has a single exon.